This is a messenger RNA of Myripristis murdjan (pinecone soldierfish), 1383 nucleotides long. RefSeq lists its product as uncharacterized. The coding region runs from base 67 to 1011 and encodes 314 amino acids. The record is from RefSeq and is a predicted model, not a curated record. Lineage: Eukaryota; Metazoa; Chordata; Actinopteri; Holocentriformes; Holocentridae. The transcript is spliced from 2 exons.
UGCCCACAAAAGAGGAAAUCCUGUGUAAAGAGGAAGAAAACGCAGUGAGAUGUAAAGACAAACAACAUGAGACCAAUGUCAAGAAAUCUGAUUCCCCUGCUGCUGAAUGUCGCUCACCUCUUAGCAAAUCCCGUUACUGACUCCACUGCUGAGGCACGUUUGAACCUGACAGAGGCCACAACCUCUCCUGAGUUUAAAUCCAGUACUAAUGCUGAGCCGCUGCGUUCCUCACUCCUGGCCACUGCCAACAGCAGAUUCAAGACACAAGGGACACUAACUACAGCCUCAGCAGUUUUAACCAACUUGGACAAGCAGUCGCAAGCAAAGAGUAGACAACCAGGAGGAGACAUUCCUGUCAGUCCAACAACCUCAGAGGGACUGUCAACUGUAAAAACACUGGUGGGUGAGGCAAACCAGUUGCAUGGUAAUGCAGUAGAUAAUGAAGAUGGAAGUGUGCAAGUGAACAAGACAAUAAUGUCUGAUGCUGACGUCCAAGGAAACAAUCAGUCAUCGUUUAAUAAGAACAAGACUAUUAACAAUACAAGUACCAAAGGUGGCCACUCCACUCCCCCAAACUCUAAAGGAGACUGUAAAUCUUUGUCUUGCCACACCUCUAAACUGGUUUGUUUCAUCACUUUGUGGUUUCUGGGAGUGACUGCUGCUGUCUUCCUGGGCCUGACCAUCUGUCUGUGGGUGCGACUGUCUAUCCAGCAAGCGAAGAGGGUGAGCUCAGAGACAGCGACAGAAGUCGACAUGGAGAACCUAUGGGCGGCCGACAACUCCACCGUGGAAGAGAGGGUGGAGUUCUGGUACACCAGUGGCUCAGCAAUCGGACAGGACAGCGGAGGAGGACAGGCGAGAAGGACAGAGCAUGGAAAUGGAGGGAGGGAUGGCAGGAGGGAGGAGAGGGAAGAAAAACUGUGGGCUCAACCCAAAGUGACUAUGAAAGAUAUAACUGAGUUCUGGUACUCCAAUGGGAGACGAGGACCAGAGGACCACAUCAACCAGUAACAAAUCACAAAGGAAUUAAAUUAGAAAAGAGUAACAAUGCACCAGAACUGACUUUUGUUCAUGUAUGGUUACAUAAAACAAUCCCAGCAUAUGAUAAACUGUUUUAAUGAUUCAGAAGCCAUGUGUCAACCCAUGUGAACUAAUUUUAGUGUAAGCAAGAUAAUACAUAAGUGAUUCAGAGUUUCUCCCUGUGUUAUAUAUAAUAAAUGAGUGAUACUGUCUAUUGCUGCUCCUCUCUUGAUGUUGAGAGGAUAUUUUUUCUAUUUAUUUUCUCCUGUUCUACCUUUUUCAUGUUUUUUUCUGUGUAUUUCUAAUGUGUUCUUGUGGUGGAGAAAUUAUGGCAGCCAACUUGACCACUGAACCACCACUGAA